ACUACCUUUUGGGAUGGUGAGGUGCAAUAGUGGUAGCGCCAAUGGUAGCCUCCAUAAGUCCAUGGGCAGGCCGGAGGAGUGCAGGUUCAAGUCCUGCCAUCACCCCAACACCCUUCUUCCUUCUUUCUCCACUACCUCUUAGAGUGAUGAGGCAUGAUAGUGGUAAUGCCAGGCUGCCAUCACCGCAAAACUUUCAUUUCUCUCCACUACCUCUUCAACCGACGGCCCCUCCACCGCAUGUUUUUAUUGAACACAUGAGCUGGAAGCCACUUAACACCCUCAGCUGCCAUCCUGAACACUGAACCACCAACCGAGACAUUACCAAACCCUAGGCCUGGGGUAUCAAUCCAACAACACAUGGAGCCUUGACCCAAUUCACCUGCAAGAACUGUGCCCACACACCUCACUUUCUUUGUCACCUUUCUGGGCUUACAGCAGCAAACUGUGUGCCCUGCACCGGGGGUCGCGUGUCUCUUCUAUGCACUAUUUCUUCACUAUGCUUUACAUUUCUCCACAUCAUUUGUUACUAUUUUCCAGUGCAGGGGAUGCAUGUCCUUAUGUGUUAUUUCUUCACUCCGCUUUACUAUCCAUACCACCUGAUACUCGAUGUCUCAUCCACCCAUUGACACUUAACUCCUCUCCACCUACUACUUUCCAAACAUUUUUCACCCACGUCAUUAUAGUAUGGCAUAUGCCGAUAGGCACAGAUACGUACUUUAAAAUGAAUACAUCCAUCCAUCCAUCCAUCCAUUGUCUGAGUUAUAUUGUUCUAUUGUUAGGCUGUGGGAAUUUGGGUCUUUGCAGUGUCACUUCACUGUGGCAAUAUUUUUUUAAUAUAAGGCUAUGGUGCAUAAGUAUCUCAGACUCGUGUUAGAGAUCUAAAUUUGUAUGUACCUAUGGUGUGUAAGUAUCUGUG
Cantharellus anzutake is the source of this 916-nucleotide messenger RNA. RefSeq lists its product as uncharacterized. Bases 479 to 874 code for a protein of 131 amino acids. Lineage: Eukaryota; Fungi; Basidiomycota; Agaricomycetes; Cantharellales; Hydnaceae. The record is from RefSeq and is a predicted model, not a curated record. The transcript has a single exon.